AUGAUCGAGUCGUCGAACGCCGCCCCUUCUGCGUCGUGCUUGUCACCGUCUUCGCUUCCGUCGACGGUCUGUGGAGACUCCUGCCUUGAAGGAAUCGAUGCGCUGAGUGCGACGCCUAGUGUGGACGUGGUGCUCGAAAUGACUGCUCCAUUCGACGCGGACGGGGUGCAAGGGUCGCCUAAAGUAACGCGAGCUGAAGUAUUCCGUGCUCUUCAAGCGUGUGACGGCGACAUUUCACGAGCCGUCGACGACGUUUUAAGUCUAGUGGCGAUCAAGACGAUGCGGGAACAAGAGCAAAAGACACUUGAAGAGCGACGAAAAAACGCGACGCUUCAGCUCCACGAACUCUGCAGUAGCUUGGGACUGGACGACGACAGCUCUUUCAUCGCCGCGCUGCAGCAAUUGCCUGCUAGGGAGCGAGACGAUAUCCUGGCUACAGACGGAGCUUUUGUCCAGCAGUUGUUGCUCAGUCUCGACGAAGGAGAGAGCAACUGGGAAGACGGAAGAUGUGGCGGCAACGUUGAAGUGGAAGGGGACGACGACGUGCAUCCGCUGCAGCUGCUGCUUGGGCUGUUUCCAGACUAUAAGGCGGACGUGGUGGAAGACGUGCUGGACCGGUACAAGUACGACGUGAACAAAGCAGCCGAAGCGCUGCAGCAUCUGCAGGCGCUCGAUCAUGUCCAGAGCUAUGCGACAGUCGUGAGUGCAGACGCUCGUGCGGCGGCGCGACAUCGGGACCUGGUGGUCAAUGGACCGAACGUGGAGUCGCUCGGACAUUUUCCAGCACUAGCAAUAGACGGAAAAAACGGCGUGUCGAAACAGCAGCUGAAGCAGCAGCAGCAGCGAAGCAGGAGACAAGCGACGAUCCAAGUGCGGCUGCAGGAACGACCGCCGCCGAAACCUUUGCCUUUAUCGAUAGCGUUCCCGACGCUGCCGGUGCGCAAGUACGUAAGCGAGGGCAAUGGAGUGGCAGCGAACAGUGUGUGGAAUCAUCAUUACCGUCUCGAGUCAAGCAUUACGACGCAGCUAAAACUCGAGCGGCUUGAGAAGCUACUGCCGAGCGUCAGUAGCAGUGUCAUCCACACUACUUUCAUUCUGAACGGGUGUAGCUCGGAUGCAACUGAGGCAGCUCUGCGUGAAGUGUACAACUUACCGCUGGCAGGAAAGCACGUACCUCCUCCACCAAGUGUAGUGGAGGAAAUGGAAAUGGCUGCUGCUGCCGCAGAAGCUGAGCAAAUUGCUGCUGCGAAGACCAGUUGCAAGUUGCGUCAAGGCGACCAGGCUGAAGACUGGAAGCUCGUUUCUAGCAAGCAAAAGAUCAACGCAGCAAGAGAAAAACUCAGCAAUCGCUACUGCGACGUUCUUGCGUCUUUCAGACGCGGUCAACACGUUCUUGCAAGUGAGCGGAUUCGAGAAUUGAGCAAGGCGCGUCGUGAACAUCGCGAGGCUCAACGUCAAUGGGCUCGCGAGUACUUUCUGUUGCACGAAGAGCAUCUGAAACACCAGCGGCCAAUCGAUCUGCAUGGUAUGAUCGUGAUGGAGGCACUUUGGGUGGCUCGCGAAGCAAUCGAGUAUUGCCAGACGCACCGUAUCCGUCGGUGUUUGUUAAUCUGUGGUGUUGGUCACCACUCGAUCAACGGCAAACCGCGCAUUCUGACUGCGCUUCAGCUUUCACUGAAUCGACGCCAGAUUGCAUCCCGCGAGCUCCAUGGUGUGGUGACAGUGUUUCCACUCCGUUCGACAGAUUUGUCCUGA
This is a messenger RNA of Peronospora matthiolae, 1755 nucleotides long. NCBI's taxonomy places the organism in Eukaryota, Oomycota, Peronosporomycetes, Peronosporales, Peronosporaceae. The record is from the annotation of a GenBank genome assembly.